Molecule: messenger RNA, 2103 nt
Organism: Prorocentrum cordatum
Lineage: Eukaryota; Dinophyceae; Prorocentrales; Prorocentraceae
Source: the annotation of a GenBank genome assembly
GGAGAGCUUCAGACGGCGAGCGCGGUGAUGGUGGCCUUCGUGUUCAUGCCCAGGCCCGCCGAGGUGAUGCGCAUCCGGGUCCUGGACGUGGUGCCUCCGCCCCGCGAGGGCGGGGCCGGUCGCAGCCGCUUGUCGCUGGUGCUCCACCCCCUCGAGCAGGGGGUGAGCUCGAAAACGGGAGAGUACGACGAGUGGCUGGUGCUCGACAACCCUGAGUUCGCCUGGCUGGGGAGCGUGCUGGGCCUCCUCAGGCAGGAGGCAAAGGGGGAGUACCUGUUCGGGUUCAGCUACGCCGAUUGGGUCCAGAGCUUCGCCGACGUGGGCCGCCGGCUGCGCCUCGGAAGCCUGGGGUCACCCGUACUGUGCCAACACAGGCACGGGGGAGCGUCCCACGAGGCGCUCACCGGGUUUCGCGACGCGGCGGGGCUGAAGCAGCGGGGGCGCUGGAGCAGCGACGCGUCGGUCCGCAGGUGCGCCAAGGGGGGCCGGGUCAACCAGGCGCUGGCUUCGCUCAGCGCGGCGAUGCGAAGCGGCGUAGCCCUGGAGAUCUUUUCGGGCUCCGGGCGCCUCUCCCACAGCUGGCGGAGGCACCACCGGCUGGCGAGCGUGCCCAUCUACGAGAUCGACAUCCACCGCCACCAGACGCACGACCUCACAGUGCGGAAGAGCCAGCGGAUCAUCAGGGGCCUCAUCCAACACGGCUUGGUGCGGGCGGUCUGGCUGGGCGUGCCGUGCAACACCUUUUCGCGGGCCCGAGAGUCGGGCCCCCCAGGGCCGCCGCCCCUGCGGUCCGCGGAGUUCCCGACCGGACCCCCCAACUUGAAGCCGCACGAUCAGCAGAAGCUGGAGGUGGGCAACGCGCUGGCCGCCUUCGCCGCCCGCGUUAUGAACGAGCGUCGGCGGCGGAACGCGCCAGUGGUGUUCGAGAGCCCCUGGACGAGCCGGCUCUUCCAGCAGCCCUGUUUUCUGAGACUGCCGAAGGGCGUGCUGCGGACGGUGGUCGCCGACUACUGCCAGGUCGGCACGCGCUGGAGGAAGCGGACACAGCUCUGGGGCUACAACAUCGACCUGAGCCGCGUCGGGCGCCUCUGCUCCGGCCGUGGGAUCUGCUCCCGCACAAAGCAGUCGCGCGUGACCUCGCGCGGGAAGCAGGCCGGGACCUUCGUCACAGCGGCGGCUGAGCCUUACCCACGGCCGCUGUGCAAUCGCCUCGCCCAGGCUUUCGCGGACGCUCUUGUGGCUGGCGCCCUCUGCGAGGCUGUGGCACUCCUCGGCCGCGUCGCCGCGGGGGAAAGCGCCGGGGGCGCCUGCCCCCGCCGCAGGGAGCUGCGGCGGCUGCUGGCGCUGACGGAGCAGGCUGGUUCUGCCGGGCCCUGGCUCGCGGUGCUCGGCACGCUCCGGGCCAUGGCUGGGGCGGGCUCUGAGCCGGCGGGGUGCCCGUGGCCGCCGCCCCCGCCGCCGCACGUCUCGCUACCGGCAGGCGGCACCUCCUGGGAGCUGCCGUUUGCGGGCGCGCAGGCCGCGCAGGAAAUCCGGAAGCUCGUCUUCUCCGGGGGCGCCACGCUGGCGGCCUGGAUCCGGCUGCCUGCAGGUGGCCAGCGCGGCGGCAUGGGCCACGGCGGCGUGCUCUGGCGCUGCUGGGAGCCGGCCAUCGGCGGCUGGGAGGUGCGUCUGCGCUGGGACGGCCCUCGCCGCGGCGAUGAUGGCGGCGAGCCCUGCGUCUGGUGCGUCCGGCUGCGCGCAGACGCUGCCCACGGCGAGGAGGAGGAGGAGGAGGAGGCGGGCGGCCUGGCGGCGGAACCCACGGAGGAGGGCGAGCCGGUGUUCCUGGGCCGCGUGGGCGUUGGCAGGUGGUUCGCGCUGACCCUCGAAGUGGCCACCGUGGAGGAGCCCGGCGCCGUGCGCCUCGGGGGCAGCGCUGGGCGCUGGGCCAAGGUGAACCUGGGGCCGGGCCCAGGCCGCUCGCGCUUCCCGCCACCCGCCUCACCCGCGCGGGCGGCGGCCAGGGCGCGCCCCGGCGACAGUGACGCGGCCACCGCUGCGUGCUGCUCCUGGACGGGCUGGAGGUGGACGUGGCGGCCGUUUUCGUAUUCCGGGGCGUGA